AUGGCUAAAUCCGACCCCAAAGCUAGCGCUAUCGAGCCUGUCCAGGUGACGCAGGCCAGCCAGAUAGCUGGGUCUAACGCGGAGAAGGGCCGUCGUGUGUCCGACGCCGUGCCUGAUCUGAACGCCAAUGUCGAAGCAAAGAUCAAGAACCCCCUCGCUGGCAUCCCGAAGCAUGAACUGAUGAAGCAGGUUGACGAGUUUGCCCACGAGAGAGGCAUGGAAGAGCACGCUCAAAUCCUCCGCAAGGGCGCUUUGGUUGCCCAGGAUCCGUCGUCAUAUGAGGACAUCUCCGGUCCCGAGAAGCUUGACCAGGAGGAAAUCGAUGCGCUUCAAAAGGAGGUCCUCCACAAAUGGCGGGUACCGAGACUCCUCUACCUCACCAUCAUCACCUGCUCCAUCGGCGCUGCCGUCCAGGGUUGGGAUCAGACAGGCAGCAAUGGCGCAAACUUGUCGUUCCCUACCGUCUUCGGCAUUGGCGACAAGGAUUCCCAGCGCGAUACCUAUCUCGUCGGACUGGUCAACUCGGCUCCUUACAUCGGUAGCGCCUUCAUCGGUUGCUGGAUCUCGGAUCCCCUGAACUACUACCUCGGCCGCCGAGGUGCCAUCUUCUUCGCCGCCCAUUUCUGUCUGUGGCCUGUCAUCGGCAGCGCCUUCACCCAGACAUGGGAGCAACUGUUAGCUUGUCGACUGCUCAUGGGAAUCGGAAUGGGAGCAAAGGCCAGCAGCGUACCCAUCUUCGCCGCCGAGAACUCGCCCGCAGCCAUCCGAGGAGCAUUGGUCAUGUCCUGGCAGUUGUGGACCGCCUUCGGCAUCCUCCUCGGCACCUGCGCCAACCUAGCAGUCGCAAAGACUGGGUCGAUCUCGUGGCGCCUACAGCUGGGGAGCGCAUUCAUCCCUGCCGUCCCACUGCUGAUACUGAUUUAUCUCUGCCCGGAGUCGCCACGAUGGUAUAUGAAGAAGGGCCGAUAUGCGGACGCGUUCAAGUCGCUCUUGCUGCUCCGAAACAACCCUAUCCAGGCUGCCCGGGAUUUGUACUAUAUCCACGCACAGCUUGAGAUUGAGAAGAGUGUCAUUGGCAACAGCAACUACAUCCAACGCUUCAUCGAGCUGUUCACCAUUCCCCGUGUGCGACGUGCGACACUCGCUUCUUUCACCGUUAUGAUCGCUCAGCAGAUGUGUGGCAUCAACAUCAUCGCCUUCUACUCGAGUACCAUUUUCGAGGAGGCUGGAACGACCGCUUUUAACGCCCUCCUGGCCUCGUUCGGCUUCGGCAUGGUCAACUUCCUCUUCGCCUGGCCGGCCAUCUGGACCAUCGACACGUUUGGCCGGCGUUCGCUGCUGCUCUUCACCUUCCCCAACAUGGCCUGGUCGCUGCUGGCCGCGGGCCUCUGCACGCUCAUCCCCGGAAAGGGCGGCGCGCACAUGGGCCUCGUCGCGCUCUUCGUCUACAUCUUCGCCGCCUUCUACUCGCCCGGCGAGGGCCCCGUGCCCUUCGCCUACAGCGCCGAGGUGUUCCCGCUCUCCCACCGCGAGGUCGGCAUGGCGUGGGCCGUGUCCACGUGCCUCUUCUGGGCCGCCGUGCUGUCCAUCACCUUCCCGACCAUCCUGGCCUCCCUGGGCGUCCUCGGCGCCUUCUGCCUGUACGCCGGCUUCAACGUCGUCGCCCUCGCCAUGAUCUUCUUCUGGGUGCCCGAGACAAAGCAGCGCACGCUCGAGGAGCUCGACUACGUCUUCGCCGUCCCCACCAGCAUCUUCAUGAAGUACCAGCUCACCAAGUCCCUGCCAUGGUUCGUCAGGCGCCACAUCCUCCGCCGGAAGGACGCCGUGCUCGAGCCGCUGUAUCGAUUUGAUGAGGCCGGUCAUGUGAGUGACGGUAACGGCCGUGAUAAGGCCGGCUCAGAGGACAAGUUUGAGGACGUGACGCCAGAGGCCAAGGUUGCUGACGUCUCAAGACCCUAA
Molecule: messenger RNA, 1959 nt
Organism: Phialemonium atrogriseum
Lineage: Eukaryota; Fungi; Ascomycota; Sordariomycetes; Cephalothecales; Cephalothecaceae
Exons: 7
Coding region: 1-1959 (652 amino acids)
Biological process (GO): transmembrane transport
Cellular component (GO): membrane
Molecular function (GO): transmembrane transporter activity
Source: RefSeq, a predicted model, not a curated record